AUGUACUCUAUCUCGCAAUUUGAGCCAGGACAACCGCGUCUUUUUCGAUCAACUGAUGACGAAGAUCAAGUGUGCCAUAGAAUACCUGGACAUCCACGCCUUUUCCGUUCAACUGAUGAUGAAGAGCAAGCGUGCCAUAAAUUCCCAUCACCUUCCGCUGUUUCCUAUCGAAUCCCUUCGACAAGGUCUGCUUUUCGGAUUGUUCGCCUACCGUCUCCAACAGCUCGAAGUGCUCAACCAUUCCGACGUCAGAAUUUAAGUCCACCUCCAUUGCAUCCAAGAAGCACAUCGCUAGCUCAAUUCUCUCCCUCACAAAAGGAAUCAUGGAAGCCAAAGCCAAAACCGAGACUUAGCUUGAUGAGGUCAAUGCUCGAUCUUUCUGUGGAAGAAUCCGAACGACCACAGCCGAAACCACGACGAAAGACGCUAAAAAGUGUUUGCGAACCGGUCAAACACGCUGAAGCGCAUCCUAUUUCAAUUGAAACUCUACGUGAUUCCCCUCUUUCCUAUAGAAGGAAAAUUACCAAAUCCUCACCAAAUCUCUCUGCACCUUCUGUAGCUGCCCUAAAGAGAAGAGUACAUUCGAUGCGAGCUGCCACUCCGGUUCCACAAACUGAGGUAGGGUAUAACUCAUCAAUCACGAUAAUAAGGAACUUAUAUGCUAUGUUUUUAUAAGU
Molecule: messenger RNA, 677 nt
Organism: Strongylus vulgaris
Lineage: Eukaryota; Metazoa; Nematoda; Chromadorea; Rhabditida; Strongylidae
Source: the annotation of a GenBank genome assembly